Talaromyces marneffei is the source of this 954-nucleotide messenger RNA. RefSeq lists its product as uncharacterized. Gene Ontology annotation, cellular component: mitochondrion. Gene Ontology annotation, molecular function: folic acid transmembrane transporter activity; FAD transmembrane transporter activity. Bases 1 to 954 code for a protein of 317 amino acids. Gene Ontology annotation, biological process: folate import into mitochondrion; nucleotide transport. The transcript is spliced from 3 exons. NCBI's taxonomy places the organism in Eukaryota, Fungi, Ascomycota, Eurotiomycetes, Eurotiales, Trichocomaceae. The record is from RefSeq and is a predicted model, not a curated record.
AUGAGCCAAAGAAAUGCCUCAUCCACAUCGAUCAUCGAAACGGUAGCCGGACUCACGGCCGGAGUCGUCUCAACACUGACUCUGCACCCGCUGGAUCUGAUCAAGACUCGUCUACAGAUCGAUCGCGUCACCCGCCACCGAGUCGGCAGCUCCCUACGCAUAAUAAGCGAAAUAUAUCGAACAGAAGGUGGCAUACGAGCUCUUUAUCGUGGCUUAACGCCAAACAUAAUUGGGAAUUCGACCAGUUGGAGUCUUUACUUUUUGUUUUAUGGGAAUAUAAAGGAGAGGAUCGCUCAGAGUAGACUUCAUGGUCAUGACGAUGGGCACAAAUUAAGUGCAUCAGAGUAUUUCCUCGCCUCGGGGGCUGCUGGAGCCCUAACAUCAAUCCUCACAAACCCAAUCUGGGUAAUAAAAACCCGCAUGCUCUCCACAGGCUCCUACACACCCGGCGCAUACCAAUCCUUCAUGUCAGGCGCAACCCAAAUCCUGCGCACAGAAGGCAUCCCCGGAUUUUAUCGGGGACUUGUGCCCGCACUGUUUGGGGUUAGUCAUGGCGCGUUUCAGUUUAUGGCUUAUGAGAAGUUAAAGAGUUAUCGACUUCGACUUUCUGCCACCGGCGGGAGUGCUGGUGGAAGAAGCGGGGAGUUUACAAAUGUAGAGCUUCUCCUGAUCUCUGGUCUUUCGAAAACUUUUGCGGGGUGUAUCACGUAUCCGUAUCAGGUACUACGUACCAGGUUGCAGUUGCAAGCAUAUAAUGCGGAUGCAUCCACGAAAACUGCAUUGGCUCGAAGCACAUAUCGCGGUGUGUUGGAUGCGAUGAGGCAGAUAUGGGCUCAGGAAGGCGUUUCAGGAUUCUAUAAGGGACUUGGGCCGAGUCUUGUGCGUGUGUUGCCGAGUACGUGGGUCGUGUUUUUGGUUUAUGAGAAUACCAAGGCGGCUAUGUACAAAAUCUGA